AUGUCCCACUGCUCCUUUAUCAAUACACUUCCAGAGUAUGUUCUAGAUCGGACAGUUAUUAUAAAUGAUGCGCACGAGCAUCAUGUAAGUGGCUACAAGCUUGCCAAAGCAAGUGACUACUUUAAACGACAGCUCGUUGAGCUACGUCAAGGUGAAUUAGAGAAAUCUCAACGCAAGGAAGAUAUCGAUGAAACCCGACGCCAAAAUCGUCGUGCUAGGGCCAGAAGUUUAUGCGACUUGGAGCUUCAACCGUUGGUUCUCAGGUAUCCAGAUGUAUACGGAUUAGAAGCUGUACUAUCGUUUAUACACUGUUGUGACAAAACACGGGCUACCACACUGAGCAGUCGUUUGACAACCAGCACUGCAAGUUCCAUGCUAAAAGCCGGUUUGCAUUUCCAGGUACCCGGUUUCAUCAGUCAUUGUCUGGAGGUUAUUCAGAAUACAAUGAAUGAUUUCACUUGUUGGAAAUUUUGGAAACUUUCAGAGGAACUAGCGUCACAGUUACCUGAAUUCCAACAACUGACAACACGUUAUGUUUUAGCGCAUUUUCUCGAGGCCGGAGAAACGGAGGAAUUUCUCGAGCUGACUGUAGAUGAACUUAAAAAGCUCCUUCGUGAGGAUGCCCUGAAUUGUGCAAAUGAGAAACUGCUGUUUGCUCUCAUAGAAAAAUGGGUUUAUCAUAGACAGGAUAAGAGGAAAGCGCAUGUUGCAGAACUAUUGGAAUGUUUACGAUUGGGUCGUCUUACUCACGAAGAUCUGGAUUGCCUUUCUGCAAAUCCGCUCAUUCAGACCGCGUGGGUUGCCUGUAGUCCUGUGAUAUUGAUGUCACGAUUUUCUGUGGAAGAACUGGCUUCCAAUCCUUCAGGCACAAUGACACCACGUUCGGGGGAUGAGACGGAGUUACAUGCAUAUCUCCGUCGACCACGACUACCGCACUCGGCCAUUUUUGUUGUUGGCGGAUGGGAAGGCAACCAGGACGAUCCGAAUUUCGGACCGUCCAAAGCAAUCCAAGUUUACAAUUCACGGGCAGAUACCUGGCGUCGGGUUGUCACAGAAGGCAUUGCUCUGGAUGAGGGACAUGCUUAUUCGGGUUGUGUACUCUAUAAAACACGAAUUUACGUGGUCGGUGGCUACGUUUCCAGCGGACCGACACAAACGCUGAAAGUAUUCGAACUUACCAAUCUAACGUGGAAAUUUUUGUCCCCAAUGCACGAGAAAAGGAACUACGUGUGUACAUGCAUGUUGGACAACGUUAUCUACGCCAUAGGUGGACACAACGGUAGACAUAGGCUGAGCUCGGUCGAACGAUACGAUGUAGAUCAGAAUCAUUGGGCUUUCGUAUCGCCCAUGCGUCAAGUACGUAGCGAUGCCGGAGCGGAUGCACUGCUCGGUCGGAUCUAUGUGGUCGGUGGAUUUGACGGGCAUCAUUUCUACGAUUCGGUCGAGGUGUACGAUCCGAGAACAGAUCAAUGGUCCUUGGUUGCUCCGAUGCACAAUAUCCGAAGUGGGGUCAGUGUGAUCGUGUACGAUCACUAUCUGUUCGCGAUCGGGGGCAAUGAUGGAUUGCAACGAUUGCGCACGGUCGAACGCUAUGAUCCGGAAACGAAUCAGUGGCAAACCAUGCCAUCCAUGAUUCGUCAACGAAGUAACUUUUGUAUUGCUAUUUUGGAAGGAAUGAUCUAUGUGAUGGGUGGUUGGAGUGAUGAAACCAAUUCGACCAUUGCGCUCGUCGAACGAUGGACUCCGAAUUUGUCCAGUCAGUGGGAACCGGUUAGAGAAUUGUUUCUUCCGGCAAGUGCGAAUUGUUGUUGUUCUGUUUCCGGAUUGGAUUUGGUCUCCGAGUUUCUCUCUCCGUGA
Messenger RNA from Echinostoma caproni, 1857 nucleotides. Lineage: Eukaryota; Metazoa; Platyhelminthes; Trematoda; Plagiorchiida; Echinostomatidae. The record is from the annotation of a GenBank genome assembly.